Molecule: messenger RNA, 392 nt
Organism: Camellia sinensis
Lineage: Eukaryota; Viridiplantae; Streptophyta; Magnoliopsida; Ericales; Theaceae
Source: RefSeq, a predicted model, not a curated record
AACCUAACACUUUCCUCAACAGCUGGAACCCUCCAAAGGACCCCAAAGAGGCCGAGGCUAAACUCCUUCAGUUGAGGCGCCAGUACGCGAAGAAGAUGAAGGAGGUCCGCAAGGAGUAUAUACAGGAAAUGGAGUUGCAGCGGCUGGAGAAGCAGAGGAGGGAUGAUGCCAGGAGAGAGUCUAUUCGGAUCGCUCACGAGGAGCGUAAGGCCGCCAAAGCAGCCACCAAGAAGGCCAAAGCCGCCGAACGAGAGGCCGCUGAGGCAGAGUUCCGAAAAACCCUAUUGAAAGAAAGAACUGAGAAGCUUGAAUAUUGGAGGAUGAAAGAAAAGAAAAUUGAGGAGAAGAAGAAGGAUAAAAAUGAACUUGUGCGUCGACAAAGUUCCAUGUGG